GAACGGGUCUGAGGCUUGCGAAGGGUGUUUGGGGCGCGGGGGAAGGGGGGUCCCGUGUCGCCCCUCUCCUAACCCUAACCUGGUGUAGGUGUGCGUCAAGUGUUGCAGCUCCCUGCCUGGCUGGAGCAUCUGUCCUCGGCUUUGAUUUCAGCACCAAAGGCAGCUUUUAAGGAACUGAGAACAAUCAUUUUCCAUGUAAUGGCAGAAGUUCUGCUGCAAUUAUUUGGUAAACAAUGAAGGUUCUGUUGCUGAAGGAUCCCAAAGACAAAGAGUCGGGACCAGAUCCCUAUAUUCAAGCGUUAGGAUUGUACAGAUUUGAAGCCACUUUGAUUCCAGUUUUGUCAUUUGAAUUCAUAUCUCUUGAAAGCUUAUUUGAAAAGCUUUCUCAUCCAGAAUGCUAUGGAGGCCUAAUUUUUACUAGUCCAAGAGCAUUAGAGGCCAUCAAGAUAUGUUUAAAAGAGAAGAAUAAAAAUGAAGCCUGGUCAAAAUCCCUUAAACAAAAGUGGGAUACCAAACCAGUGUAUGUGGUAGGAAAAGCAACAGCUUCUUUAGUGGAAGAAAUCGGCCUUACUCCACAGGGAGAAAAGUCUGGAAAUGCUGAGAAAUUAGCUGAAUAUAUUUGCUCAAGAGAGAAAUCCAGUUCCUCAGCUCUCCUUUUUCCUUGCGGAGCCCUGAAAAGAGAAGUGCUUCCUACAGUACUUAGAGAAAAAGGUAUAACUCUGGAAAGCCUUACUGUUUAUCAAACAACCCAGCAUGCUCAUCUGCAGGAGUCUUUGAGCAGUUAUUUCUCACAACAGGGAAUUCCAGCAAGUAUUGUGUUCUUCAGUCCAUCCGGUGUCAGAUUUUGCCUCCAGCACAUUCAGAAGCUUUUAGGAGAUUAUAUCAAUCAUAUCAAGUUUGCUGCCAUCGGUCCAACGACAGCCGAAGCCAUGGAAGCAGCAGGAAUCCCUGUGAGCUGCACUGCAGAGAGCCCCACUCCCCAGGACCUUGCCACUGGAAUCCAGAAAGCCCUUCACUUACACAACUGCUCUGGACCUGAAUGAGCACAGUGUGACUUUGAAGGUGAAUUCAGUGCUGUAGAAGGUUUGUUUGCAGACCUGUUGCUCUGCAAGGAGGUGUUCUUCAGGGAUAUGCAACACUGUCCUCAUCUGGUGUGAGAAGCUGGCACCUAAACGUAGAAGAAAUCUAGGAUUUGUCCAGCAUCCCUUAAAGUAUCAGUUACUCCCCUUCUCUCAUGUGUGCAGUGUAAAUACUUCAUGUGGUUAUUCCUUGAAAGCUCAGUGUGAGAGGCUGAUUUGCCUCAGAGCUCAGUGAGAUAAGUUCAGUGUAUGACCUCAGGUAGCACCUACACACCAGGUAAGGCUUUCAUGUGUCUGUAGAAUCAGUUCUACACCCAUCCUGCUCUUUUAUAGAUGAAAACCAUACACACAAUAAGGUGGUUCCUGUUGUAAAGCUUACUUGUUCAUUGGUCUGCUUUUCAGAUGUUGAUAUUAAAAUGAUGAUUGUAGAUACUCAGUGGAAUAGGACCAUUCUUAGGGUGAAGCUGCACCAUGUGGAGCUAAAAGCAGGUCAGCUAUUACCAUUCCCUAUCCCUCCAGUACAGAGUCCUAUAAAUGAGGUUUUGGUUUCUAUUCCUGUAAAGGAGGAGGAUUUAUUAAAGGCAAAAUAAACUGACUUAUCAUAGUUAAUAA
This is a messenger RNA of Pezoporus occidentalis (night parrot), 1691 nucleotides long. RefSeq names its product uroporphyrinogen III synthase (gene UROS). Gene Ontology annotation, biological process: uroporphyrinogen III biosynthetic process. The record is from RefSeq and is a predicted model, not a curated record. Lineage: Eukaryota; Metazoa; Chordata; Aves; Psittaciformes; Psittacidae. Gene Ontology annotation, cellular component: cytosol. The transcript has 11 exons. Gene Ontology annotation, molecular function: uroporphyrinogen-III synthase activity. The coding region runs from base 234 to 1043 and encodes 269 amino acids.